Cydia pomonella (codling moth) is the source of this 2305-nucleotide messenger RNA. RefSeq lists its product as uncharacterized. The coding region runs from base 464 to 1426 and encodes 320 amino acids. The transcript is spliced from 5 exons. NCBI's taxonomy places the organism in Eukaryota, Metazoa, Arthropoda, Insecta, Lepidoptera, Tortricidae. The record is from RefSeq and is a predicted model, not a curated record.
UCCAGGUAUAAUAUAAUAUUAUUAAUGAUUUACACUAAUUACCUAAAGGAAUUAAAAAUAUUUUUACGGUUUAAGUCAUGUGUUUAUAGUCGCGCGCGCGGGCAACGUGACAGAGAUAAAACCUCCGAAACUUGUUGCGCGAGGUACUAAACACACGAGUUAAUACGUGACAUUAAUUUAUAGGUAACUAACGUUUAGUGUGUCUCACGACAGUUUAAAUUCAAUUAUCUAUCUACCUAUAAAAUAUCGGGUCUCUAUUGUUUCUCAUAAAGUUAUAAGUCAUAAUGUAUUGUUUGUCCGCAUUAAGGAAAUUCCUGAAAAGUUAAAGGUUUCAGAGUUAUGAUUUGAUACGUUACUCAUGUUGCAGUUAAAUGUCUGUUACAAUGCUUCAUAAUUAUAAUUUUUGUUGUUUUUUUUUUCAGUGACGGUAUUCUAUUUUACAGCAGCCGCAAUAGUAUUUGGCAUGGCAUAUAUGUGUGCGGAGCUGUUUAUAAAACAGUACACGCAACGAUUAGACUGGGAUCAAAAUUUAUCUCCAGUUUUAAAAGGCAUAACAGUGUCCUUAAUUUUGCAAUAUACCUUAUUUUGUUUACUGUCCUUAAGAUACGCAGGUGAUGGUGCGCGAUACUUGAGCAGCAGCUUCGCGAGCACACCAAUAUGGUCGGUCUGCACUCACUUCGUCAAUAGCUCUUACUGCAUGGGCUCUAAAAACAUCUUGCAUUAUUGUGAAAAGCCAAGCCCCAGAGAACUCCUUACAUUAAACGUGACAUCUGUGCACAUAUAUUACACGGAAUACAUGAAGAGUAACAUCAGAGGUGCAUGGACAUGGAGGUUUUUUGUCAUUGCUGUAAUGUGGAUACUUAAUUUUUGCCUCACGACAGUACCUGACAGCGUGAUAUUGAAGUUUUACAAAUAUUUAGUUCUGCUGAAACAUGUCUGUAGUAUUUUAACCUACGCGUAUCUAGCAAUUUCUACCGGGCGAGCAGAGGAAGCUUUUUUUGAAUUGAUGAAUAUGAAUGCAAACCAUUCAAUUGGUGAAACAGUAACUGUGGUCGCCAUGGUUUAUGGUAUAGGCAUGAUCGGCGUCCAUGAUUUUGGUAGUACUUCGCCUUUUACAAUGACUGACAACGCUGUUAUCAUAUUUACAGUAUUAUUUAUUCUUCUUUGUUCACUAAGAUCUAUGUCUGUGAAUAUACUAUUAUUUCAAUUAAGCGACUGCGUAAACAUUCACAGUGACGAAGUUCAAUCUUGGCAUUAUAUAUUUUUUGUUUUAUUGCCGUUAGCAACGGAGUUCUUAUUUGGACAGAAACUAAUCAAUAUAUCUUUAUACUUGCACGUGCUUCUGUCGUUACUUCCAUGUCUAGUAAGUGUGUUAUUUAAUUUUCUUAAAAACCUAUCUAUAGUUCUAACGGCUAGUAGUAUUUAAAAAAUGAAUCAUAAUUCAUAAAUGUGAAUGUCCCACUUUGUCGAUAUGGAGUUAUUAGUAGUCUCUACAACUACAUAAUAUCAAUUUCAAUAACAGAUAAUCAAUUGGUGAAAGAAUGGAGUCUCUCAAUGUUUUGGUUUUUUUAAUCUUUUGUCUAUGUCAUUGAUUAGUGCAUCCCUACUUUGUGACAAAGCGAGAACGGAGAAAACGAUGAUUAAAGUUUGGGACGGCAAAAAACUUACCUUCAUCUCAUUUGUUCACUCGUGCUUUGAAGUUAUGGAGUUCUUGAUAUCAAACUACUAUAUAUACUUUCAGGAUUCUAAAUUAAGCAAAUCUCAAAUCUUAAUAGUUGGAGUGUCAUGAUGGCCAAAACAUAAAAAAGGAGGAAAACACUCAAUGUGAAUGUCGCCGUUUUUCUAUUAUUAUUACAUGAGACUCUGAUUUUUCAUUAAAGUUAUAAAUGUAUUCUUAAACCAAAAGAGUAGCAAACAAGGUACAUAUAUUAUUUUAAUUAGUUAUUAGGUGUGUAGUAAAGUUUAUAAAACACUAUUUAAUGUUUUGGUAUAUAAAUAAGAUCUUUGCGUGUAAGUAUUAUAAAAAAAAAACCCCAUAUCUUAACAGAUAUACGUAUCACGUAUUAAAAGUAUCCAAAUACCAAAUAUUAAAUAUUUUUUUAUAAUUAUAGUGUUUAGUCAUUUUCUUUAUUAAACUUAGUUUCCUUAGAACUUAGAGGGUCCCACUUUGUGGAUUUACGAAACUUAGUGACUCAUUAGUAAAAUGGUCAUGUUUGGUGCGUUGUACAUUAUUCACUGUUUACGCAUUAUGCUAUAAAUCUUUGGUAAAAACUACGUUUUUUCUUCUUAAAUGACAUGGUCCCAC